CGGAGUCACCCUACUGUCAAUGUGAACAGGAAACAAUUGGUGACGUAAAUCGCAUCUUAUUUCAGUGCAGACGCAUUGAAAAAGACGGAAUCGACUUUUUGAAGGAGCUCUUAAGACUUGGCCACUGCCAGCCGCUUUAUACGAUCCUAAUUCACGGAGACUCAACCAGGAAUACAUAUGAUGCCAUAUCCCAGUUUCUAGCGAAAGCAGACUUAAAAAUCUAAAAUGAAUUGAACUUAAGAACUUAAUUACAAAUGAAUUUUUAGCAGCCAACUGUGUUUUGUAAUCUGAUUACAAUAAUUUUGAUCUGAAAACAUAAGGAUUUAUGCCCUAAGCAGUAUGUAUAACGAAGAAAAAAAUUUAUACCUUGUUAUGUGUCACUACAUUUAUUUGUGAUGGCGAAAAGUUUGUAUGGUAGAAGCUAAUAAAAAAAUGUAGAGAUUAUCUUUGUGUUUGUUUGGGUGUUGACAUGUGACGUAGUGUGUUUACAUCACGUUACUGAUAAAUGUGUAAUUAUUUUACAAUAUGUGUAAUUUUUACAAAUAAUUUAAAUGUUUUAUGAAUGUGUGGUAAAAAUGGGUUGUGCCUGUUCAAGAACGAAAAUUGCCGUCGGUGGAAAGACGUACACUGUCCAAGAACAUUUGGCAGACGGUGGGUUUAGUUCAAUUUAUCUUGUCCAAGACAGUAAAUCACACAGAUUGUGUGUUUUGAAGAAAAUUGUCUGCCAUGCAAAAGAAGAUCAAAUGAAAGCUUUGCAGGAGGUUGCAUAUUAUGGACUCAUUAAGCAUCCAAAUGUUAUUGAAUGUUUAGAUUCUGGUGUGUCUGGUGAAGCUGAUGCUUUUUCUAAUUAUACCAGUGAAGUUUACAUUUUACUACCAUAUUAUAAGAGAGGAACUCUGGCAGAUGAACUUUUGCGGCGAAGUAGAAAUUGUGAUUAUCUUCCAGCCAUGGAUGUUCUAACAAUGUUCCUGCAAAUUUGUGAAGGUGUCAAGGCAUUCCACGAAGCAUUGCCAGAGCCUUUAGCUCAUCGGGACCUGAAGACUGCCAACAUACUUAUUGGAGAAGGCAACAGACCAAUUAUUAUGGAUCUAGGUUCCAUGAGCACAGCCCGAAUUAAAAUAUGUGGAAGUUCAGAAGCCCAGAAACUUCAGGACACUGCCGGGGAAAUGUGCUCCAUGCCUUAUCGGGCACCAGAACUUUUCAAUGUUGAGAGCUAUUGUAUGGUGGAUGAGCGCACAGAUAUAUGGUCCUUGGGAUGUGUGCUGUAUGCCAUGUGCUUUUUCAAAUCACCAUUUGAUGUUGUUUAUGAACGUGGAGAUAGUGUGGCAUUAGCAGUUAUAAGUGGUACAGUGUCAUUUCCAGACAAUUCUCCUUAUGAUCAGGAUCUGCAUGACCUGAUUCUGUACAUGCUGAAAGUGAAUCCUAUGGAACGCCCAUAUAUCUAUAGCGUUAUUGAAAAAACACAUGAUGUCAUUUCAAAACUGCAGUGUGUCGCAUAAGAGCUUGUCCAGUAUGUGCAUGGAAGCACAUAUAAAACUGCAAUGCAUUUACUGUGAUACUUAUUUGUGCAAAAGAUGUACAUAUGAGAAUGUGAUGAUAAAACCACACUCAUUGAGUGUGUGAGUUGACAUACUACAAGCAACAACUCACUCUGAGUUAUUGUUUUUAUAUUUGGUGUAAUUUGUUCAGAGAGUGAAGACUACUGUUUUAGAUAUUUUAAUAUUAUAGAAUUCAAUUUAAGUAUUUCAUAUGAAGUAUAGCUCUUUGUUCAAAUUGUUGUGACAGUAAAGUUUUAUUAUGUAAUAAAGUUCCUGUGGAAAAUUUGGAUGCUUCAUCUUAUUGUACAAAAUUAUGGAUACCAAUAAAUUAUGGCUAUCAAACGUUAAAAAAAAAGCUACUAGAUGAAAACAC
Molecule: messenger RNA, 1911 nt
Organism: Schistocerca gregaria
Lineage: Eukaryota; Metazoa; Arthropoda; Insecta; Orthoptera; Acrididae
Product: serine/threonine-protein kinase 16
Exons: 6
Coding region: 552-1499 (315 amino acids)
Biological process (GO): protein phosphorylation
Cellular component (GO): Golgi apparatus; cytoplasm
Molecular function (GO): protein serine/threonine kinase activity; ATP binding
Source: RefSeq, a predicted model, not a curated record